Lucilia sericata (common green bottle fly) is the source of this 1733-nucleotide messenger RNA. RefSeq lists its product as uncharacterized. The transcript has a single exon. The record is from RefSeq and is a predicted model, not a curated record. The coding region runs from base 546 to 1733 and encodes 395 amino acids. NCBI's taxonomy places the organism in Eukaryota, Metazoa, Arthropoda, Insecta, Diptera, Calliphoridae.
AUUGGGAUUUAGUGGAAAAGUAUUGAAACAUGGUGUAGAACAUUACUCAGACAAAACUAUAGAUAUAACUAAAAUAAAUACAUUAUUCAUUGAAUGUAAUAUCGUUUCUGGCUCAUAUAUAAAUAACGUGUCUGCACAUACUCUUCAUCAGUUUUCACUUGUCGUUAGCCCAGGCUAUAAAAUAACAGAGACACCGGCUAAUGUAAUAUAUUUACCUGUAAACACUAGAACAAUAAAUACCUUAGUCUUAAAAGUAACCGAUCAGGAUGGUAAUUUAGUGAAUUUUCGUGGAGAAAAAAUAACAAUAAAGCUACAUCUGAAACCAUUUUCUUAAAAUAAUGAUAAUUUACAAUAACAACAAUAACAAUUGCAAUAUAAACGAUUUUUAUAAGGAUUCAUCAUUCAGUCGGUCAUUAUCAACGUUGAACGCAAGAGAAAAACCAUCACCUCAACAUACUAAUACUCUUCUAAGCAAGAACAAUCAAGAGUUUUUAAAAAAAUUAGGAUUUCGUUUAAAGAUAUAAAAAAAAAAAGGAAAAAACAACAUGAGUAAUUUUAUAAACGUUUUGCAGAAGCCACUAUUUGAUAAUUCAAUCAUCAAAAAAGAAUAUCAUAGUUAUACAUCAUAUUUACAGUCGUAUAAAAAUAAUGAUGAAAUUCGUAUAUCGAUUCAAAAUCAAGAUUUGUAUGUUUUACCACACGAAAGUUUUAUAUACGUUGAAGGAUUUGCAACGAAGGAAGAUUCAACAAUAUCAACGAAUAUACGACUCUUGAACAAUUGUAUAGCACAUUUAUUUGAUGAAAUUCGCUAUGAACUUAAUGGAGUAGAAAUUGAUCGUACUAGACAUUUGGGCAUUACAACUGAAAUAAAAAACUAUGUCUCCCUGAAUAAAUCUCAAAGUGAAAAUCUCUUAAAUGCAGGCUGGGCACCUUCUAAUAUCGAUGAUCUGACACUUGUGAGCGGUUAUUUCAAUUUUUGUCUACCAUUAAAACUAUUACUUGGAUUUGCAGAGGAUUUCAAUAAAAUUAUAGUCAACUCUAAACAUGAAUUGAUUCUUUUACGUUCAAAAGAUGAUAAACAAGUCUUAAAGUCUACAGUUUCUACAGAAAACAUUAAGCUAUCCAUUCAAAAUAUAACAUGGAAAGUACCGCAUAUUCAGCUUGCAGAUGCAUACAAAUUGCAAAUGUAUAAAACAAUCAACAAUCGUCAACCAUUAAAUAUAACAUUUAGAAGCUGGGAUAUGUACUAUUAUCCUGCACUUCCAACAAGUACAACUGUUUUGUGGAAUGUUAAGCUAGCUAGUGAAAAUGAAAGACCUCGUUUUCUUCUUAUUGCCUUUCGCAGUAAGGACAACAAGUUUUUACACUGUGACUUAUCAGAUGUAAAAGUACAUCUAAAUUCUGAUACUUACCCAUAUGAUGAUCUAAAUCUCAAAUUUGAUAGAAAUCGUUUUGCAUUAUUAUACGAUAUGUACUAUAAGUUUCAACAAAGCUAUUAUUUUCGUGAUCCACAACCAUUGCUAACACGAGAAAAAUUUAAAACGGAUGCACCAUUAAUAGUUCUGGAUGUGACUCAUCAAAAUGAAACGGUUAAAACUGGACCAAUCGAUAUUCGCAUUGAGAUAAAAACCCUAAAAAAUAUACCAGCUGAUACAUCUGCAUACUGUUUAAUUAUACAUGAUAAAAUGUUUGAGUACAUUCCUCUGACAAAUGAAAUUAAAAAACUAUUGUAA